Haliotis rufescens (red abalone) is the source of this 783-nucleotide messenger RNA. RefSeq lists its product as uncharacterized. NCBI's taxonomy places the organism in Eukaryota, Metazoa, Mollusca, Gastropoda, Lepetellida, Haliotidae. The record is from RefSeq and is a predicted model, not a curated record. Bases 1 to 783 code for a protein of 260 amino acids. The transcript has a single exon.
AUGAGGAAGAGGGCCAGAGAAGAAACUAUGUCGAUGCGUACCCUGUACAACGGUGAGGUAGCUACAGAAGACCAGCCACAGCUGCUGCCAUCGUUCCCAUCCAUGAGCAGUGCCUUGUACCGGCACAGGCGGAAGAAAAACCCAGCACUCCCACAGACAAGAGCUGAAGUCCAAUUUGAAGGAAACUGGACUGAAACAACAGACAGCCGCCCAUUCCUGCUUUUCACUGAUUGCGAUGCCAACAAGAUUGUUGUAUUUUCUACCCAUGGCCAACUCCAAGCUUUGCAGUCUGCAGACACUGUAUACAUGGACGGAACAUUUACAUCUUGCCCAGAUCUGUGGAACCAGGUAUACAUCAUACAUGCAAGAAGUCGUUCCUGUAUGUGCCCACUUGUCUUCGCCCUCCUGCCUGACAGACAGACCACAACUUACACCAGACUGUUCAGCCGACUCAAAACAGAAGUCCAACAGAGAUUCAACCGUCCCCUCGCUCCUGCCACUGUCCAGACGGAUUUUGAGAAGGCUGCCAUUCGUGCCGUCAACACAGAGUUCCCGAAUGCCGACGUCAAAGGUUGUUUUUUUUCAUUAUUGUCAGGCGAUCUGGCGGAAGACACAGGAUCUUGGAUUAGCAGUACAGUACAAGGAAGAUCCUGGAUCAGAAGAGCUGCUGGAUUUGCCCUCCUGCCCUUGCGUGAUGUCCAGGACACCUGGUUGGAUGCUAAGCAGGCAACUCCACCAGUUCCGAGAACUGAAGACUUCAAUGACUAUAUGGUCAUCAAUUGA